AUGACUGUGGAGUUUGGAAUACUUCAGGUUAAACUUGAUGAAUUUGUAAAGCCCAGAAAUGCAAUUGCAGAUUACAGAACUGACAUUACAGGAAUUACUGCAACAGAUUUAGAUGGAGUUACUUGUUCCUUGGCUGAUGUACAGAUAUUGGUUGGCCACAGCUUAUACAAUGACUUUCGAGCUCAUCGUUUGGAUGCAUCUUCAGCAAAAUGUGAUCCUUUGGCAUCUAUGGAGCAGCCAGAUGAACCCUCUAGAAAUAAAUCCAAAGACUCCAAACUUAUUAAAUCUGGGCGCUCAUCUCAUGAAGAGAAAAAGAAUGGAUGA
This is a messenger RNA of Ipomoea triloba (trilobed morning glory), 324 nucleotides long. RefSeq names its product small RNA degrading nuclease 1-like. The record is from RefSeq and is a predicted model, not a curated record. The transcript has 4 exons. Bases 1 to 324 code for a protein of 107 amino acids. Gene Ontology annotation, cellular component: nucleus. Lineage: Eukaryota; Viridiplantae; Streptophyta; Magnoliopsida; Solanales; Convolvulaceae. Gene Ontology annotation, molecular function: exonuclease activity; nucleic acid binding.